AUGGAUUCACAAACGCGGUCUCACGUUCAAGAAUGGCUGGCGGGGACGAUAGAAGAACCAGGAGACACCAAACCUAUGCCGGGCGCGUUUCCCGACAUCGUUUUGGCUCAGCCCAGGAUACCUCAAGCGCUCCGAAUCAACGAUCCCACUGCCGAUCUUUCCAUUCCCGGUGCGAACGAAUCGAACCGAAAGAGGCACUCAAAUGUUGAAUUGCGAAGACGCGACUACAGUCGUAGGGCACGGUACAAGACGAAAGAGGAUCGCUACGAAUACAAGGGGAAAGGAGCCCGGGCGAAAGAUACCUCGGGGUCGAAGAAAAGAAAGAAGACCGCGAAUCGCAUUCGAAAGCAUACAAUCAAUGACUACUUCCAUGCAUCAAAUGUGACAGCGGACAGAUUGACCCUCCGUCGAUCCCUGGACAUGGGCAUAUUUAAUAAAGGGAAAGCAUCGACUCCUGUGAAGUCUCGUCGAGGUGUGGAACUAUUUGAUGAUGCUGUGUAUACUUUGACCAUGAGGCUUAUCUUAUAUUUAGUUCAUGACGUGUUUUCGGAAGUCAAUUUUCUGUCUCGGUCCACGUUGUCGAAUCGCGAACGAUUGUCUACAGUACAGCGGGGCGGAACAAACGACCUUGAAAAAAAGCUUACGAGCGAGGCCUCCGAGAGGCAAAGAACAGAUCAUGCCUUGAGCAAUUUAGUACGGAAGAACGGUAUUGAAGAACGAUUUCGCUUUUCGCCAAUUGAGAGUCCGAUUGAAAAUGCGCAAAUAGAAGAGAGUACGGAAGAGUCAUUGGAAAUAUACACAAAGGGACUCUUAUAUUUUGACCUAGGUGCCUGGGAGGCCAGUGAGGUAUUGUACAAAGUGGGUUCAUCGAAGAAGUACUGGACUCUAGAGGAUCUCAAGCUUCUACUGAAAGAGCGAAUACAAACAUGGCAUAGCCAAGAGCAACACAAAUACCAGCGGUUUCCGUCCGCUGAGUCGAAGGCAACCAUUCCGCAACAGCCUAGCGAGACGAUAAGCCAAAGUCAAGGAGACAAGACAGAAGCGAUUGAGAGCGUCAAGCCCAGCAUUGAGAACGCUGAAUUUACUCCCUCAAUAAUUUCUCAAGGGGUCCACAAUUACGCGAGUGAGAACCUUGUACAGGCCGACCCAUGCGAGAGUCCUAAAUAUAACCAAGAAUGCCAUAGCUUGAUGGUUUUCGACCAAGAACCAACCGUUCCAUUCACGUUUGCAAAACCAAUCAUUCAUGAGCCAACUACAUUCUACGAUGAGAAUGAGUGCGAAAUCAAUGGCACUGAGAUAAUGGAGAGCGAAAUGGACUGGGCAUACGAUUGGCCGCUGGUAUCGAACGGAAUAGAGAAUGAUCAAGGGGCGGGUCACUACGGGGAUUAUUCUCAUGCUCUAGAUCCAGCUUACCACAUGAUCGUCGACUCAGAUAAGGGUUCUCUGUAUGAGAUUACUGGUAAUAGGGAGUUGAAAUUAACAGAUGACUCUCCGAUGGGUGACAAUGAGAACAUCGGUCUGAUACAGCAAGGCUGUCGAUCUUGGGGUAUUUCGAAUCAGGCGUGCUCACCUUUCCCUCCAUCUCUCGACAAAAUCCCUCAAUUCAACCUUGGUUUACAGGAGCAAUUUUAUGGGGAAUUAUACGCUCAGGAGUCUCGCCAGCAUCCCUGCACGACCAACCCACUGGAAACAAGAUGCUGCAUUAGGCAACCUCUAGCAAGACAAGAAGAACGUUCUGGCCAACAGCCUGCAGGGGCAUUCAAUCCCGAAGAGGAGUUGCUUCAUGGGCUGAAAGGGUUUUGGAGACGAAACAAGCUGUAUUGA
Aspergillus affinis is the source of this 1824-nucleotide messenger RNA. RefSeq lists its product as uncharacterized. NCBI's taxonomy places the organism in Eukaryota, Fungi, Ascomycota, Eurotiomycetes, Eurotiales, Aspergillaceae. The transcript has 3 exons. The coding region runs from base 1 to 1824 and encodes 607 amino acids. The record is from RefSeq and is a predicted model, not a curated record.